AUGCUGUUGAAGAAGGCAUUUUUAGUCUCGAAUUUCCUUGUUCACAGGUCAGGCUUUAAAGAGAAACCUGUUCUAUCAUUUAUAAGGUUUCAUAGUUCUUCAUCAAUGGAAGACAAGCUUUUAAAGGAUUAUGAUGAUCAACAAGUCAGAUUGAUGGAAGAGCCAUGUAUUCUUGUAAAUGAAAAGGAUGAGGUUAUUGGAACAGCAUCAAAGAAAUCAUGCCAUCUCCUUGGUAACAUAAACAGUGGUAUGUUACAUAGAGCAUUCAGUGUUUUCCUCUUUAACAGUAAGAAUGAACUUCUGCUUCAACAACGGUCAGACGCAAAGAUCACAUUUCCAGGCUUGUUUACUAACACUUGCUGCAGUCAUCCGUUAAACUUUGAUUUGGAGAGAGACGAGAAAGAUGCAAUGGGGGUGAAACGUGCAGCACAGCGUAAACUUUUCCAUGAGCUGGGUAUCACACCAGAUCAAAUUCCACUAAACAUAUUUCAGUACUUGACUCGAAUCCAGUAUAAAGCAGAAAAUAUUCCAGAAGACGGGAAGUUUGGGGAGAAUGAAAUUGACUAUGUGCUCAUUGUUCGUAAAGAUGUUGACUUAAGUAUAAAUCCGAAUGAAGUGAAGUGUGUGAGAUAUGUUAAUAAGGACCAACUUCAAGAACUACUGACAUCUUCGGAAUCGGGAAAGGUCAUAUUAACACCAUGGUUCCACUUGAUAUGUAAACAUUUCUUGUUCAAAUGGUGGGAUGGACUCGAGAACCUGAAGAAAAUGCAAGAUCAUCAGAAUAUACACAACUUUACGAAUUAGAUCGAUAUAUAUGGUACACAUAGGUACUAAUGGCAUUUUUACAAGAUGCCCCAUUUCAAACUGCUACAUUAGAGUAGUGAUAAUUUUCCUUCUUCUAAGGACAAUAAAAUAACAAGAAAUUUGAGUUCUAGAAAAAGAUUUCCUCCUAUCUGAAUUUGAACUCAAAUGUCCUCCAUUUAUGUCUUUUUUUAUGCCCCCGCCAUAAAAUGGAAGGGGGUGCAUAAAGUGCUACCCAUGUCCGUGUGUGUUUGUUUGUGUGUUUGGGAAAGGGUGGUGUUUGUAUUCAGGCCAUAACUUUGACAUGCAUGGUCUGAUUUCAGAAUAAUUUCACGCAAAUGAUAAGCAUGGAUAGACAAUGUGUCAUGCGCAAAAACCAGAUCCCUAGGUCUAAGGUCAAGGUCACAGUCCUUGGUUGAACUUGGCCAAUUUUCACUACAUAUAUACUGAUAAUGUGGUCUUUGUGUCCGGUCCAUAACUUUGACAUGCAUUGUCCGAUUUCAAAAUAAUUUGACACAAAUAAUAAGCAUGGAUAGACAAUGUGUCUUGCGCAAAACUAGGUCCCUAGGUCUAAGGUCAAGGUCACACUUAGAGGCCAAAGAUCACAUACAAGAAUGACUGUCCUGAGCAUUUCUUCUUCAUGCAUGGAGGGAUUUUGAGGUAAGUUGGCUCAAAUGUACACCAUCAUGAGACAGAAUGUCAUGCUUAGGAACCAGGUCCCUAGUUCAGAAGUACUUCCCUUUUUGGUACUAUGAAUAGCUUAUAUUGUAUCUUUUUUAUUACUUGUCGUAGGGAAAAAUAAGACCAUUUUUCUGUAGUACAAGAUGCAUGCUCCAUCCAAUUUUGAGAUGUAUUUUGAUCUGUCUCUUACUGGUAAGGAGUUUUUUUGUGGACUUAGAUUUUUUUUUUUAAGAUCAACUUCCCUUGGCCAAGGGUCCUUCUUUUUAUUAUUUGUGAGCAGUACCAUGCCUGUGACCUUUCUCAUGUUGCGGGGGCAUCCGUGUCUGUGACACGUUCCUAGUUUUGCAUUGUGUUAGAAUUUGCUUAGAAAGAUUGUUCUGGUCAGCAUUGUGUGUGUGCAGUUUAAGAUAAUACCAUAGUUGGAAGUAACGUAUCUAGGAUAUAGUAUGGGUCCAUGAGCCAUGUACGCUUAAAAUUAUUACAGUGAUAAUAUUUUCUGAGAAAAAAAUGCCAAAAAGUCAUUUUGAAAAUUUUUGGCCCCUGUGACAAUGAGCCAUUAGAAGGGUGAUCAGGAGCAUUUUUUCAAAAAAAUAUUUCUGUAUCAGUGAUUGGCCAUCUUUGGGGCAAGUGAAUAAUCUUUAAGAAAAAUCUUACUUAAAGCCCAGUUGCAAACCAUUUAGGCACAACGAGCGAGCAACAUUAGUUUUUUUUUUCUCUACCCGAAUAAAACUCACAUAUUUUUAUCAUCAAACACUUCCCCCUUAAGCACACCUGCAAGCACACCAUGCCAGUUAAAAAUAGUGCAUUUUUAUCUCAGAAAACAUUAUCAUUGUAAUAAAUUUAAGUGUAUAUGGCUCAUGGACCCACACUGUAUCCUAGAUAUGUUACUUCCAUCUGUGGAUUAUACUAGGGAUCAAAUACAGUUGCACCUUAACUAGUUAUUUCUGUGAUGUAAUAUCAGACGUCUGCGCAUAGAUUUAUUCAAGGUACAAUAUUGGUAUCUGCAAUCAUUAAAUACUGAAUGAUACUGCACUGUAUCAUCAGACUAUUUAAUGUUUUAUUGUUGUUUUUUUUUUAUUCUAAAAAUAACCUCACAGAAAUAACUAUAAAAGUGAUGUAAAGAUAAUUUAUUGAGUUUGUCUAAGUUGUAAGACAAUUUUAUAUUACAUGUAAAGCAGUUUCCAAAACAUGGAUAAUAUAUGAUCACAGAUCAUCACCCUUAUCAGUAAACUAUAGACCUUCACUUAGUCUAGGUCAAUAGCUUUCUUAUGAGGGUCAAUAGUCCUUUUUCCUUGGCUGAAUAAUUUCGCUCAUUGACCAAUUUAAAGGUAUAUAGUUGUAAGCUAUUUUCUUAUGCUACAGAAUAUUAGUCUGAGAUUACAAUAAAAUGGGGACCACAAUCGUGUUUAAAAUGGCAUUUUUAUACUGCCUGAGGGUAUUUAUAUGUUAUUACCGUUAGUGUUAUUUCUUAAUAUGUUUGGACUAUUUAAGGAAACAAAUUUAAGUGCAUUUGUAUACUGCCUAGUAGGAAGUUUGGUAUUACAAACGUUCCGAAUGACUUGCCAGUCAGUAAUCUUAACUAUUUGCCUGAGGUAUGACUAUUGACUGGCAAGGCAUUCAGUAAAUGUUUAGUUACAUGGCAUCAUAUACUGGUACAAAUUUUCCUAUUUAGCCCAGCAAAAUUAACUGUUGAACUAUGAACCAGUCAAUAAAACAUAUAUACGCUGGUGAUUUAUAUCAGAAUUGAUUGUGGAAAGAUAUGCAUUUAUUAAAUGACUUCCAGGUCACAAGUUUUGUCUAUUAACCAGUAAACCAUUCAAUGAGUGUUUUAUUACAUGAUAUCAGAAAUAAAUUUUCAUAUCUGUUUUUCUUCCAAAUUUUGACUGUAGCUCAACAAAAUCUACUGCAGAACUAUAGACCUGUUUGUAGCAAACUAUUGACCCACCAUUUAUAUAAGGAGUCAUUUUAUAAUACUUUGACGUAUUUGAUGUCAUUGGAAUGAAAUAAAGCCAUUACAUAAUUUUGGUAAAACACUAGUGUAAUAACACCUCAGUCAAAUGGACUUUGACUGUAAUAGGUAAAGAAAGAAUAAAUUUUUGAUGUCUAACAUUAGAUAAAAAGAAUAUUACAUUUGUGUCUUUCCACCUUGAAUUUAUUAAACUUUAAUAAUGUUGAUGAAAUGCUUUGCAGAGCCACGCAUCUUAUUCAACUUGUUUAAUAAAUUCAGCAUCAAAAAGGCACUUUGUGUAAUGUCCAAAAUUUAUUGAUAUAAUGUUCUUGUAUUUUUAUUAAUUAUUUGAAGAAAUAAUUGUUUGAAAUGCUUAUUUGCAUUUACUCAGACCGUGAAUGAUUACAUAUUUACUACAUGUGUGUACAUUAUUACAAGUAUUGUAUGGUAUUUUCUUGUCAUUUAGAUGUACUUGUAUUUCAAAUAAAGUCAAUAUUAAGACAUA
Mercenaria mercenaria is the source of this 3935-nucleotide messenger RNA. Its product is annotated as isopentenyl-diphosphate Delta-isomerase 1-like. The coding region runs from base 1 to 804 and encodes 267 amino acids. Gene Ontology annotation, cellular component: cytoplasm. The record is from RefSeq and is a predicted model, not a curated record. Gene Ontology annotation, biological process: isoprenoid biosynthetic process; isopentenyl diphosphate biosynthetic process. Gene Ontology annotation, molecular function: isopentenyl-diphosphate delta-isomerase activity. Lineage: Eukaryota; Metazoa; Mollusca; Bivalvia; Venerida; Veneridae. The transcript has a single exon.